CUGCCAGCAGUCAAUUUUUCAUUCCACUGUCUUUUACUUCGUACCACGGAAAACUUUGCUGCGUGUAGCGAUUUUUGUAGUUUCUUGCUGAUAUUUUCGACUAAUAACUAUUGAGGUGAUGUCAAAAAUGUAUUCCAACGAUGAUUUUGCAGAAGGGGGAUAUGAUGACUACGCCUUCGAAACCGGGAUGGGUGAUGAAGCGAUCUAUGAUAGAUCCUACUAUCCGAUGCACGAAGAUGUGAAGAAGUUUCUCGUGUAUUUCUGUAAUGUGAUCAAAGGAGGAGUAGUGUAUGAGAUUCAAAAUCUCUACGAAAAUACUUUUCCUAAACUGAGCGAGCAGCAUUUCGAGAAAAAAGCUUGGCCAAGCGAGGAAGAAGUUGCGCAUCUCGUCGAUAACGACAAUCUGUUCAUGAUACUUUACAAGGAACUUUAUUAUCGCCAUCUGCAUGCUAGAAUACAAGGAGGACCAUCAUUGGAGCAGCGUCUGAACUCUUUCUACAAUUACUGCAACUUUUUCAACUACAUUCUACCAUCGAAAGAACCUGUCCAACUGGAACUACCUGAUAUUUGGUUGUGGGAACUCAUCGACGAGUUUGUUUAUCAGUUCCAAAACUUCGCUCAAUACAGGGCAAGAUUGACCGAUAAGAGUGACGAAGAAAUGGAUAUGUUGUUGAACAACAACAGUAAAGUUUGGAAUAUCCUGUGUAUUUUGAACGUGUUGCAUUCAUUGGUUUCGAUGUCGAAAAUUAAAGAUCAGCUAGAAGCUGCCGCAGCUGGACGUGAUCCCGAGGAGGUAGCUGGAGAGUUCGGACGGCAUUCUUUCUACAAAAUGCUUGGUUAUUUCAGUUUGGUUGGAUUGUUGCGCGUACAUUCAUUGCUUGGCGAUUACCACCAAGCUAUAAAGGUUCUGGAACCAAUCGAAAUUCACAAGAAAAGCCAAUACUCUCAUAUUCCGGCUUGUCAAAUUUCGACAUCUUAUUACGUUGGCUUUGCGUACAUGAUGAUGAGACGUUAUUCGGACGCUAUUCGUACGUUUUCUUCAAUUUUACUGUAUAUUCAGCGUACCAAGCAACUGUACAGUACUCGUUCCUACCAGAACGAUCAGAUUAACAAGCAAACUGAUCAAAUGUAUCAUCUACUGGCCAUUUGUUUGGUCCUUCAUCCACAAUGCAUUGACGAAUCGAUCCAGCAAGUGCUUCGUGAGAAAAACUACCACGAUAACAUGUACAAGAUGCAGUGUGGCGAUUUGGACACGUUCCGCAACUUCUUUAUGUUUGCUUGUCCGAAGUUCGUAUCUCCGGUCCCUCCACCAUCGGAUGCACCAACAGAUGAUUAUGUCAAGGAAGCUCUGGAACAUCAAACAAACGUGUUCAUGGACGAGGUUCGCCAGCAGCAAGAGUUGCCUACGAUUCGGUCAUAUUUGAAGCUGUAUACUACUCUUCCAUUGCUCAAAUUGGCUUCAUUCAUGGAUCACAUCCCACAGGACGAGAUUGGUGAACAGAAGAUUGAAAAUUUGCUAACCCAUUUGCUGUGUUUCAAACAUAAGAUGAAGAACAUUGUUUGGACCAAGGGAUCUAGUGGUUUAGAGGGCAAAUUCCAGUCAGGCUCGGAACUGGACUUUUUCAUUGACAAGGACAUGAUACACAUUGCGGACACGAAGGUGUCUCACCGCUAUGGAGAUUUCUUUAUUCGCAAAAUAAUGAAAUUCGAAGAUUUGAAUCGCCGUUUACACAAUCUUAAAGGUUAACUUAUGAAUGUGUGAACAGACAUCCACAGUAAAAUAAGUAAUACAGAUCAAUCGAUGAAAAGAGUAUAAUUUGCAGGGAAGCUGAACAACAGUUAUUAUCCUUGAGUAUUUUAAAAAGGAACUAAUAAACUACAUUUUCUGCGGAA
Messenger RNA from Toxorhynchites rutilus septentrionalis, 1893 nucleotides. RefSeq names its product eukaryotic translation initiation factor 3 subunit L (gene eIF3l). Gene Ontology annotation, molecular function: protein binding; translation initiation factor activity. The record is from RefSeq and is a predicted model, not a curated record. The transcript is spliced from 2 exons. Gene Ontology annotation, biological process: translational initiation. Gene Ontology annotation, cellular component: cytoplasm; eukaryotic translation initiation factor 3 complex. Bases 119 to 1747 code for a protein of 542 amino acids. Lineage: Eukaryota; Metazoa; Arthropoda; Insecta; Diptera; Culicidae.